CACACAUUCGCAUUUCAAAAAAAUAUUCAAAAACUUUGAUUGAUUUCACAUUUCUCUAAUCUCUAUCAUAUCAUAGCUGUAAAAAUCACAUAGAUAAGACUUUAGUUAUAGACACCAUAACCCCCCACUCCCACCUUUGAAAGUAAUGGCUUUUGCCUCUCAAACUCUUUUGAUUUUCCACCACCUUCUCUUUAUUCUCUCAUCAAAUCUCAUUUCAAUUUCAAAGCCUCACUCCUUAUCUCUCACAGAACGCACCUGAGAAAAAAAAAAAAAAAGUAAAACCCCAAAGCUCUUUCAAUUAUGGGAUAUUUCUCAUGCAAUGCAGAGUCAGCAAUAGCCACAUGCGAUCCCCACAAUUGGGAUCUCAGCAAAAACAGAAGAAAACCAAAAACCCAGAAGUACAAAACCAAUAAUAACAACAACCACAACAACAACAGAAAAAUCAGAGAGUUUUAUUACAACGAACUUGUCGCCGCAACAAACGGUUUCUCCGCCGAGUUUUUCUUAGGCAAAGGCAGUCACGGCAGUGUCUACAAGGCCGUCCUCGACGAUGGGAAGCUCAUCGCCGCCGUUAAAAAAACAAAGCUACAUAACUCAUCAACGACAACGAAUAGAAGAUUCCAAAACCAACAGAGUAGUAACUGUACCAACUGUAAUAACUGUACAAGCCCAGCGGAGAACGAGAUUGAGAUUCUAUCCAGAGUACACCACCCUCGGCUUGUGAAUCUAUUGGGCUUUUCUUCUGACUCCCUAAACGACAACAAGCUCAUUGUCGUUGAGUACAUGCCUAACGGUUCGUUAUAUGAGAUAUUGCAUUCAAGUUCAACUUCGAGGCCACCCGGGUGGACUCGUCGGGUCAGGUUCGCGGUUCAAAUAGCGAAAGCGGUUCAAGUACUACACUCGGCGAAUCCGCCUGUUAUUCACCGAGAUAUCAAGUCGUCGAACGUGUUGAUCGACGAGAAAGGGAACGCGAGGCUCGGGGAUUUCGGUUUGGCCCUGAGGGGACACGUGGAAGACGUGCGGGUGAAGUGUACGCCUCCGGCGGGUACGUUGGGGUAUUUGGAUCCGAAUUAUCUCGCUCCGUCGGAUCUGAGUUCGAAGAGCGAUGUUUUCAGCUUCGGGAUCUUGCUCUUGGAGAUCAUCAGCGGGAGGCACGCGAUUGAUGUGAAUUACAGCCCGCCGUCGGUGGUGGAUUGGGCGGUUCCGUUGAUUAAGCGAGGAGAUUUCGCCGGAAUUUGUGACGUUCGGGUCGGAUCUCCGCCGAAUCCGGUGGUGAUUAAAAACAUGGCGGUUCUGGCCGCGCGAUGCGUUAGAUCGACGGCGGAGAAGCGUCCGGCGAUGAGUGAAGUGGUGGAGUGUUUGAAACUCGUAGCCAAAAAAGCUCACGCGCCGCCGAUUUGGAAUAACCUGAAACGGCGGGUGGGGCGCGUGGAGGAAUCUCGGCCGUUGAUGAAGUGGGAAGCGUAUGAUCGUAGUGAAGAGGUUGAUAAUGUUAAUGUUAAUGCCAAUACGAAACUUGGAAGCAGGAGGAAUAGGAAAGUAUCCAGUGUCUCGAGUGCAGAGUAUGGAAAUGAAGGGAUUUACGAAGGGAUUUUGUUGCGACGAAGAAACGUGACUAAAAGUGUACACAUGCCGUCGUUACAAUGGACACAAUACGCUGGAGUACUAGAUCCAAUCUUUACCACGAAUGAAACUAUCGGUGAUCGAAUGGUUAGAUCGAGAUCUGUCGGUCAUUUUAGCGAAAUAAAAGUGGGGUCGGAUUCGAAUGUGGGAGCCACUCGAUCUUUGUUAGCUAGGAGGAAGCCUGGGGUGGCAGUGAAAAUGCCAACGGUAAGGUUAAGCAAGUCGAGGUCUAUGGGAGUGUUACAUAGUCCACGUUUAGUACACUACAAUAAUAAAGGGUAUGUGGUUGAAUUUGAAGGGAAAUCGAAUUCAACAACAGGAUUCGAUACGUCCAAGAUGGUGAUUAGUUUGGACGAGAAGUCUGAAAAGGAAAUGCUUGAAAGACCAUUGGUUUCAAUUUAAUGCAUUUGGAUUGUUCUGAAUUAGCAAGUUCAAACCUUGGUAAUUUAAGGGUCAAAUCAAUACAAAGUGUGUCAAUUGUUUUAAACA
This is a messenger RNA of Quercus lobata, 2112 nucleotides long. RefSeq names its product serine/threonine-protein kinase-like protein At1g28390. Gene Ontology annotation, biological process: protein phosphorylation. NCBI's taxonomy places the organism in Eukaryota, Viridiplantae, Streptophyta, Magnoliopsida, Fagales, Fagaceae. The record is from RefSeq and is a predicted model, not a curated record. Gene Ontology annotation, molecular function: ATP binding; protein kinase activity. Bases 301 to 2025 code for a protein of 574 amino acids. The transcript has a single exon.